This is a messenger RNA of Haemonchus placei, 171 nucleotides long. The record is from the annotation of a GenBank genome assembly. Lineage: Eukaryota; Metazoa; Nematoda; Chromadorea; Rhabditida; Trichostrongylidae.
AUGCUAGAUGAAGCGAUAGCAUUUGAGCGGCUCGUUAUCCCAAAAAAGAACGAGGAAUCUGCGAUCACGCGAGUCACAUGGGAAGAUCCGAAACAGUUAGAAGAUUUUAUUGCAAAACUACAAGCAGCCUCCGAUAAACUGGCGAAUCAUAACAGGUUCCCGACUUUUUGA